AAAAAUGGCCGAAUUCGAAAAUUUGAAGUGAAAAGUAAAACAAUUUGUUAUUUUUUUACCAUUUUUGGGCAUCGCUUGCCUUCUUUUGAACUACUUAACAUUUUUUUCUCAAGCCCGGAACAUUCCGCAAUGAAUUUAUGAAAUAAAAUGGAGCGGGACAACCACAUUUCUCGGCAAAAACCUUCGGGUUCCCGUGGCCAGAAUCGAACCCAAAAUGGACGAAAUUCGCAAAGAGAAGACCCUAUCGGCAACAAAGACAUCACGAAUCGACGUAUAAAAUGCCCAGAUUGCGAUGGCCGACUUCCAAAAGAAGGCAGUAAGUCUAAAUCUCGUGUUUGGAAAAAGGUAAUUUGGUUCACUCGCAGAAACAAGAGUGCCAAAAAUGAAAUUUGUCAAUGCCACACGGAUGAGGGGAACCAUUCCAGCGUGGAAGACAGGCAUUCAAAUUCUUGGUCAUUUACACGAAGGGCUAGUAGGAAGUUUCGGAUUUCAUCCCGGAAAAGGCAAUGUAAGUCGGAAUCGUCCAAAAAGUCUUUCCAGGUUCGGGGAAAACAAGACGAUCCUUGUACCUCUCAUGAAAGUUCGCAGCCGAGCACACGUACAGGCAGCGUAUGUUCCAGUGGGGCAAACAGCCCUACGGCAACUGGCAGCUUCUGUGAUUUUGGUGCAACUAGCCAUGCAGGGGGUAGGGGUUCCAGGAGACAUAAAAAUACCUUUGUAUUGACCGAAAUAGCUAGAGAGAUCAACCCCCCUGUUAAAAAUGAUAGCCUGCCGUUGAGUGACAUUCACCCCCCACCCAAACGAUUAUCAAAAUCCUCAUCUUCCGUAAGUCAUUUAUCACGACGUUGCAUGAGUCCGACUUCGGGAAACGUCCGUAGGUCGAAAAGUUUCCCUGGGUCACAGAGUUGCAUAUCUCCAUCUAAACGUAGAUUCAUAAACACGCCAAAUACACCAUUUGGUAGCUUCUCACCCCCUCUCAAACAAAAAUGCUAUGGGUUGCGGCGUACUGCCACCUUUGCUGGCAAGCUGAAUACAGAAUUCCCAAAAAUGUGCAUCAAGAAAUCGAAGAGCGUAAACACUGCAGAGUUAACGAGGCUCGAGAAAUCAACCUCGUUGGGUGAGAUUCGUGAUCAAAGUGGCAGUAUUGUUGGGGUUGUACAUUUCUAUAAAUCGCCCAAGAAAAUGGCUAGGAGAAUGAGUAGCUUUAAUCGUGAACUCAAAAAAGACUGUACGUUUGAAGAAGAAGAAUUUGGAUAUGAAACAAUUGAUCAAACCAAUUCAAAUUUAAUUUCUGCUACUAAGGAAGGCAGUAGAGCUCAUUUAAAUAAAAAUAGCACAAUUUCUGAAAGAGAUAUAAGCCUCGUGGCAAGACGUUCUAGUUUCAAUGAAACUAGUAAGAGAGAUUGUGAGGAAGCAUGCAAAAAUGAAAUCACAACAAGCUGUGAUUCACCUCUACCUUUGGACAGAACUUUGAACAUAGAGGCCUCGUUAAGUUUGUCAAGCAUUAACGAAGACAUAAAUGAUGCAUGUUCUAGUCAUGAUGAACCUACCCUUUGUGAUAACGAACCUGGUGCUUUAGGUGUUUUAUAUAAUAACAAGUCUGUCCAAGAAUUGGGCUUAGAUUUUAACGAUGAUUAUAAUGUUAAGAAUGUUAUUGGGAAUAAUUAUGUUGGUAAUGACAGUGAUAUUUUGGGUGUUGUAAAUAAUAAUUGUGUUGUCCAAGAAACUAGAAAUGCUAGUGGGAAUAGUAAUGUCAAUACUACAGACUCCUCAUAUCCAUUUGGUUGUGCUGCAUCAUUAAGCUCAAUGACAAUACAAGAAACUGUUACUGAAAAUGUCAGUGAUAUCGAAAAAAUAAUCCAAAACGAGCCUGGCUCAAUGAAAGAUGAAAGCUUAUGUAGUACUUUACCAAGUAAAGAUGAAACUUCCAAUAUUUCAACUGUUUCUGAAACAUCUGCAUUGGCUCAUGAUUACUGCAUUUCAAGUGGUUCUUGUCAUGAAAAUGAUCUGUUCACCGAACAACCAUCUACAUCAGGAACCUCACAACAAAUUUCUGAAAAUGUUCAAUUGUUGUGUAACCCUCAAGACUGCCUGUCAGAUACCUGCCGUAGGUGUGCUCAUCACCAUAGAAACCAACUGCUAACAGAACCACCACCGUCAUUACCAACCUCGGAGCAAAUUUCUGAAGAUGUUUAUUUACCAUGUCAGCAUGAUGACCAUGUGUCGAAUAACUGCAAUGGGUGUGGUCUUCACCAUGGAAACCAUCUGUUAACAGAAAUAGCAACCUCAGAACAAAUUUCUGGAAAUGUCAAGUUAUCAUAUGAUUGCACUGGUGAUGUGUCUGCUAAUUGUAAUGGGAAUGUUUCUGGAAAUGUCAAGUUAUCAUGUGAUUGCACUGGUGAUGUGUCUGCUAAUUGUAAUGGGAACCAUUUGUUAACAAAACAGAUGUGUGUAUUAUCAAAGCCUCACCAAAGUUCAGAAAUUUCAGAAGAGUCAGAAGGGAAAAAUGUCUCUAAUGCAAAUAAACAGUGUAUAAAUGAUGUUGCAAAAAAUGCACUAAAUUCUUGUGCUAUGGACAUGAAUGAAACGUGUGUUGAUCAUGCCUCAUUCCUCGAAGAAUCAGAGGAUAGUUUCUGCAGUGACAAUGCAUACCAAUCAAAUAUACAUACGGAUUGUGAUAGAUGCUUGGAGAGUGAAAUAUCUGUAGAUGGUACUUCGUUUCCUGAAAUUAACCGUGAUAGUAUUUAUAGCAAUGAUGCAUGCCAGUCAAAUAAAAGUAGUUGUGGUGAUGGCUGUUUGGAGAGUGAACUAAAAAUUACCGAACAAGUUGACGGUUUAACCGAUGAGCGUGAUUUGGAGUUUUGCAAUGAUACCGAAUUGAGUCAUAACUGUCCUUGUAUCAUGCCUGAAAGUGACUUGACAUUAGAAACGUUCGAUAAUCAAAUUAACACUGACAGUAUUGCAACGCCGGUUAUGUCCCGCGAGAAAUUUCAAACGCGCGUUCAUUCCAAUAUGUUGGGAAGCUCCGAGAAGAAGCCCGAUAGUCCAACAAAGAAUACCAAGUCAAUGAAUGACCAAAUAGAUCUUAAAGUUUAUAAGGAAUGUUCAACAAGCACAAACGGUUUGUGGUCACAAAAUUGUGAAAACUUAAGGAAUGUUGCAACAACGGUAAUUCCCAAUGAGGAAUUUCAAAUACGUGGACAUUCCAGGUCACUCACAAGCCCCGAGGUUCUAGAAUGCUCAGGGACAUCGGAUUAUGUGUCCAUGUUUGAUGAAAGUUUCAGUCCUUCACAAAAUGACGUGCCCAUUCACACGUGGAAGACGUCAGAGUCGGAUUUGAAGAGUGAUGAAAUUGGGCUCCCUGUACCCGGAGAAACUUUCAAGAUGCGAACUGAAGUAAGUUGGUUCGUUUAAGCCGAUUUUUACCGGUUGAAAAUUACGCUCGAAGCACAUUCUGUGAGUAAGUUGCGUUGCCAUGUUCUAUAAUCGUGAUUAUAAAAAAUGCGUUGCAGAUGGGUACAAAUCUUGGUUUCAAACACAUUCAAAUUCCAGAGACAUCAAAAUUGCGUUCCGAAUAUUAUGCGUUAUCCGUAUAUUAUGCGUUACUAAAUGCGUUCUAAGCUGCGUUGUUCUAAGGUCCAGACACACCGGACGCGAUUGGACGACGCGACGCGAUUUUUCGCUUUUCACUGACGGAUAACUUUGAUUCUGUAGUUUAUAUUUUCAAAAUAUUUGGAAGCGAUAUAACAUUUUGAGCUAUUAGUGUCUACAUAUCUUUCACAAUUUGCUCUCAUUGGUUGUUUUAUUAACUUUCAAAAACUAAAAAGUUGCGUUGCGUUGUCGAAUCGCGUCCGGUGUGUCUGGACCUUAACGCGUUUAAAAUAUUGCAUUCGAAAUAUGCCUGUAUAUGUUUGCGGGUAACCAAAAAUAAUUUGCAGUUAGCUGGGAACCGGUCCACUGGGAGCAACGUUUUAAUAAGCAAUAGCGCUUGAGAAAGUCAAUUUGGGCAAUAGGAACUAUAACUCGGAGCUUGACAGCUUGAAAUUUUAUAAAUAAAAUUUGGCCACAGAACAGUUACUAUAAAAUAGUCAAACCACACAAAGUUUGAAAAUAGAAAACUGAAAAGAGAAUGCAGUAAUAAAAAAGAGAAACCUAUUAACUCUGGUCGGUAUAAAUAUUGCAAAAAGAUACUGGGAAAAAAUUGAAAUUUUCUAUACCAUACUAGCAUGCACAAGAUCUUGUGACCCAGGUUACAGUUAGCUCCAGUCACUUGCAUGUAAUGUGGUUACCUUGGAUUCCAACAUCUGACAGCCAUGGUUCGAAAUAUGUUCGAUUGUCUGAGGAUCUGAUGAAAUACAAUUCUCAUUAAUGAAACAUUUAUGAAACAUGUUUUAGUUGAUGUUAAGUUGGUUUGAAGAAUUCAAUGAUGAACAAAGAAAUAUUAUUUUGAAAAAGAUUUUGGUAAGAAUAUGCAAAAUGUUAAAACUGAGUCAGUUCAGUCAAACAUUUCUUACAAAUCCUUCAAAACUUAUGCAAAAUUACUAUACUAUGAUCACAGAAUCUUCGAUAGUGUAAACUUGUCCAGCCUUAAGUCUAAGAAUACAGCACUGUUGCCACUAGAAAUGGAAAUGCCGAAUAGGCAGUAACUCACACCAGGCAAACAUUAAACUAAAUACAGUAUAUCUACAAAUAUGUUCCGCAACCAGCAAUUGAGGUAAAUUGCAAACGACCUAUACCGUAUUCUCUGAUUUUGCGAUUUACAACAUCGCGCGAUAGAAUUUACUGUUUAUUACAGAAGUCAUAUUUCGACGGGUUAUACAUCAAUGAUAAUUGCAAAUUAGGGCAUGUUCAUAUGGAGAAAAGUUAUCUCGGUUAGCGAGAAAACAUUUCGACAAGUUUACAAGCGAGAUCUCGCCUUAUGAAAAGUUACAAUGCGUUCAUAUGAGACGAAAAGUUUUUCCGUGUACCGAGAUCUCGCUUGUUGACAGGCGAGAUCUCGGUGACCGGGAUAAUGUUUUUCCCAUAUGAACACAACAUAUUCACAACUUUGCCGCUUGGCGGGAAAACUUUCUUACAAAUCCUUGCGCGUCACACCAGUGCUACGUCACAGCCGGGAUAACGUUUCUCCAUAUGAACAGAACAAAAUUAUUUGGCCAGUCGAAAUGUUUUCUCGCUAACCCGAGAUCGAUAACUUUUUCCCCAUAUGAACAGGCUCUUUAUAGUAAGGAAAUAGAAUGAUCAUGUCCGUAAUUGUUGGCCAUUACUUAUUUGUACAAUAUUUUCUCCAAGAAUUGCUGUGAGCUACCCCAGAUGCAUCUUCUGUCAGUAGCAAUGGAAAACAAUCUCCACAAGACUUGUCCACCAAACUGUCAAGAUAUGUUGGUGUGGUUACCUUAUACCGUCACUUUGAAGAUACUUACGUAUCUAGACCCAGGUAGGGUAUUAUAAGUUCGGCUUGAGGCUACACGGGUAAAAACCCGAGUCACAGUUUGUCAACAACAUGAUGUUUACGCGCUGCUUGUUCCCAGUUGUUGACAACUCUAUAGACCGCGUAGCAGGCCUCGAAUUUCCCUGAAAUCAAUCGACGGCAAUGACGUUAAAAAUUGCCGUAGAACGCGUAACAGCUGUCCACGGCAAUUUUGGCAGUUUCCACGGCAUUUUUCAAAUUACUGAAUAAAACUUUAAUUUUAUUGUUACUUUGGAUUUUGGACAAGCUAGAAACAUGUCUACGUAUUUCUUUAGUGUUUUUUUUCUCGAAGAAAACUAAGACUAAUAAUGAUUUACGCAUGAUUUGAUCAACAUCUGAAUAGUAUAAAAAUUGCACUAUACGGCAAAAAAUUGCUGUCGUUGCCGCAAUGAUCCACGGCAUUUUGUUCUCCCUCUACGACAAUUGCCGCGAUUGCCGCGAUAAAAUUCGAGCCCUGCCGCGUAGCUCAGUUGGCAGAGCAUUGGGCUAGUGUUCCAAAGGUCGUAGGUUCGAUUCCCACCGUGGCCAGGCAUAUUUUUCAAGCUUGCCCGGUGUGGAUAUACACUCAGAGUAACAUCUCAAGCAUCUAUAGAACAAAUUGUUAUCAUCUUUUAUAUAAUAACGGUAAGAAUUCAAGCGCUUUCGUUGAUCGAGAGCCAUGAUCUAUUAGAGGACAUGACGCACGGAAUAGGCAAUUCCAGCUCUAGACUAAAUUUUGAUCUAGGCAAGAAGAACAAAAUCCAUCGCCACGGCUUCCUUAUUUGUAUAGAUCAUGUACGCGUGAUAUUUGUCAAAUUUCGACUUUUUCAAAUUUCCAAAUGUUUGGGUGGAUAAAAAGUAAUCUAUUUACUUGUUUAAUUCGGGGUUUUUCUUUUUUUUAUUAUAUAAAACAAAUAGAUAAGAUUUUGCCGUUGUCUUUUCAAUUUUAGAUACACAGUAUGAGGUCAAAAUGUGGGCAGAACAAACAAAGUGACCCACUCGCCCCAGAUGACGUCAUACUGUGUAUCUAUAAUUGAACAGACAACGGCAAAAAUCUUAUCUAUUUAUUAAAUAUAUAACAAGAUUGAUGAGGCCAACAGACUCGCAACAAGUUGUUCCAACAGGUCUGAUAUCGUCUGCACGUAACAAGUUGACGACAACAAGCUCGUAUAGCAACUUGUUACGGACAACCUGUAUUAGUCUUGUUGGAAUAACUCAGGGACGCCGGAAAGGGGGGGGGGGGCGCAGGGGGGCAUCGCGCCCCUUGCCCUUUAGUAAGGGGGACGAAAGUGCCCUUAUAGACAAAAAUUCUAACCCAAAAAAUAUGACUAGGUCCAACGAUUAAAAAGUAUGAAUUACGGGUGAAAUGUACGUAAUAUUGAAAUAUACGUGAAAUUUUCUGGAAUAUUGUGUCAAAAAUUAUGUUUUCAAAAUGUUUGCCCUUGUUUUGGUGAAUUAAGGUCCCGGAAAAAAUUUUCGGAAACGAAAUAUUAAUUAGUGAUUGCCCUUACGUCAACAUUGCCCCCCCUGUGCCCUAUCCUCGCUCCGGCGUCCCUGGAACAACUUGUAGCAAGUCUGUUACCGUCAUCAACCUUUUAACAAGGUGAUAACAACUUGUUCCAGACUUGUCACAACAACUGGGAACAAGCAGUACGAACGCAUCCUGAUAUCGGCUAAUCGGCUUGACAACAAUAUUGCGCGUUUUUACUUGUGAACAAGGGUAGGUUGACUACAAAAUUUUUGUAGUUCGCUAUAACUACAGCUACUUCAAAAAUAUGUAGUCAGCUACAACUACUGCUACUAUUGAACAAAAGUAGUUCGCUACUGACUACAGCUACUGCUUAAAAAACGUAGCGAACUAUUUCGCUAUUUCGCUACUCAAUAUUUUUUAAUUUUACUGUAUAUGGAACAUCUACUAUAGCACAGGCUGUAAUGUAACCUAUAACAAAUCGACUUACGCGAGUAAAUAAGACGGCAUGCACUCGCACAGUUUGAACAGUUGCACGGCAUACUUUAUUCAUGCAAAUUGAGCAUUGAUUUUAAGCAAACUGUGUCCUAAUAACAUUCUAUUCUAUCAAGUUGCUAACAAUUUUAAAAAGUAGCGAAUAGCGAUUUGCUGUUUGAAAAGUAGUCAACUAUUUGGCUACUUUUAGGCAAAAUGUAGUUCGCUAUAACUACAGCUACUGUUUUGAAAAAGUAGUCAAAAACUACUGGCUACUUGAAAAUUGUAGUUCGCUACAGUAGCGAACUACAACUACUUCGCUACUACCCACCCUUGCUUGUGAAGGAACCAAUGAUAGAAAUGACUUUUUUUUCAGUCAGUCUGUGCCGAUGCAAUCAGGUGAAUCGAGCUUGGAACGAACUUACAGAUAAUCCACUAUUAUGGCAACGGCUGACUAG
Messenger RNA from Paramuricea clavata, 7846 nucleotides. NCBI's taxonomy places the organism in Eukaryota, Metazoa, Cnidaria, Anthozoa, Malacalcyonacea, Plexauridae. The record is from the annotation of a GenBank genome assembly.